AUGACAACCAACUCGCCUGCAACUUCAUACCUCUCCGCGCCCACAACGGCAGCUAACGUCCUCACACCAGCAAGCACCAUCUCAUCCCGCGAACCCAGCAAUACUUCUGCUUCAACUCGUCCCCGAACAGUAUCCCCCUCCGGCUAUACAUUCCCUGACGUCUACGACUGGCCCGCCUUCUUCACCUUACAACCCAACACCCAAACCCGUCAAGCCCAGAUGCGUCGCUGGGCAAACCUCAUCUCCGACUGGUGUCGGUAUCACCGCACAUUCCGCCUGUCGCUGACUGAAGCUGUUGAGUCGCCGUUAUUCUAUAAUGCCAAAAUGCGGAGAAGAGUAGGAAUACAGGAGGCGAAGACCAUUGUGGAUUGGAUGGUGAUGUCACAGGAAGAUGGGGGUGGUGGGAGGAGAGCGGAAUGGGUUCCUGCCGCUGCGGCCGGGGGAAGUGAGAAGACGAUUGCGUGGAUAUGGUGGAGGAGGCCGGAGGAGUGGGCGAAGGUGAUUGCGGACUGGGUCGAGGAAACGGCGCAGAAGAAUACCGUUUUGACGGUUUAUGAAUUGAUACAUGGAGAGGCUACUACAUCGCAAGAAUUCCACGGCAUGGAUGCCGACGUCAUGCUCAAAUCGCUAAACGUCCUCGUCAAAGGCGGCAAAGCCCAGGUAUUCGGAAACGACGACGAAAAGGGCGUCAAGUUCUUUUAA
Messenger RNA from Talaromyces amestolkiae, 702 nucleotides. RefSeq lists its product as uncharacterized. Gene Ontology annotation, biological process: protein transport to vacuole involved in ubiquitin-dependent protein catabolic process via the multivesicular body sorting pathway. The record is from RefSeq and is a predicted model, not a curated record. Gene Ontology annotation, molecular function: protein homodimerization activity; structural molecule activity. The transcript has 3 exons. The coding region runs from base 1 to 702 and encodes 233 amino acids. Gene Ontology annotation, cellular component: ESCRT II complex. NCBI's taxonomy places the organism in Eukaryota, Fungi, Ascomycota, Eurotiomycetes, Eurotiales, Trichocomaceae.